GGUCGACCGACUAAUCGUCGGCCCGGCUUCUGGUUGACAAGAACCCGCGACCUCGCAAUAGAAUCCGGCGUCAAGUUGGAAGCAAUCGGAAUCAGUUGAGUGCACCGAGCGUACCGAACCACUCGACUUCUUCGGCCCGCACACUCACACACACACAACCACCAUGUUUGCGUUCAGCGUCCUAGUAUGCGGCGUCGGGUUCGCCCUAGUGCGCUCGCAGCCCGCCCCCGUCGACUAUUACACCACCAAGUACGAUCGCGUCGACGUCGACGCUAUAUUGAACAAUAGGCGGUUGGUGAACUAUUAUAGCGCCUGCAUGUUGUCCCAGGGACCAUGUCCGCCCGAUGGGCUCGAAUUUAAACGAAUCCUGCCGGACGCGCUCAAGACGAACUGCAUGCGAUGCACCGAAAAGCAGAAGUUCCUGACCGUUCGCACGGUGAAACGGCUCAGGAAAGAGUACCCCAAGGUGUGGAAGCAGUUGGAGGCACUGUGGGACCCGGACGGCAUCUACAUCAACAAAUUCCUAAACUCAGUCGACCGCCCCACGGCGGCCACGCCCGCCCCCGCCGUCCUGAUCAGCAACCGCUUCGGCGACUACAACGAGACCAACGAGAUCGUCGGCUCGGCGUCCGCCAACUCCAACACCUUCAGUUCGGACACGCCCCUGGGCGCCGGUACCACCACCCGGGCCCCGAGUACCACCCGCGCCACCACGACCUCCCGUGCCACCACGACCACCCGUGCCACCACAACCGCCCGUACCACAACGACCACCAGCACCACCCGUGCAACUAGCACAGCCAGUACUACCCCUACUAAUAAAAUUAACACCAAGCCAACAACUUCAACACGGCCUACACGUGUUGUUGGCACUAAUCUGCAGGCGACGGUGAGUCUGGGUACUAAUUUGGUGGGGGGUUUCGUUAGGCAACUGGGCAAUAUCGGGGUUAAAGUUAUCGGUACUGGAGUGCAGAUCACCGAGAUGGUGCUGAAGGGCGUCCAGGCCGCCGUCAGUCCCAUACGGUAAAACGUGGCCGAAAUCGAUUGAAAACACAGGUGCGAAUUAAUUUGGAACCACCACUAUAUUAUCUGUUAUUUUGUCCUUCAAAUUAAAUCGUUAGGAGCCAAUUAAAACAAUGUUAUUAAAUCACCGAUAAUCCCCAUCAGUUACCUAAUUUGUGUCAUUAAGGAAAUUUUGUGUUUUUAAUAAUCAGGUUUGAGAAGAUGAGGUUGUUGCCACAAAAUAUAGAUUUAAUACCCUACAAUAUUUUUCGCUUCGAUAAAUUUUUAAAAAUUCCCCAUGAUAUUAAUAUUAAUUAGUCCUUAUUUGAAUAAUGCUUUUAUUAAUUAUACAGUCUUGCACAAAUUAAAUUGAGUAAUUUCUGAUUAAUUAGUCGCACGUAUUUCUGCAAUUUUUAAUAAAAGUAAUAAAGCUGUUAAAUGACAUUAAGUAAUAUUAUAUAUUGCAACCCACUAACCAAUUAUUUAUAUAUUAAAGGAAGUACGUUAAAUUAAAGCACGAGAAUCACUUAAAACGUAAAAAUUAAAACUCAAGGACCAAUCUGGCUGUUAUCAAUUUUUUACACAUUUUUGAAUAAACCUUCAUUUCAAGAGGAUGCGUUAUAAAAUAUGCAACAGCUUCCUCAAAUUACGUUGCUGUAAUUUUAAAUAUUGUUUCUAGUGCCGACACUAAUAGAUUCUAAAUAUAAACAUUAAUCACAUUUAAGAUUUUUAAUUUUGCAAUUUGCGGUCAACAUUGUCAUUUAUUAUAUUAUUUAACGUUCCUUUAAUAAUACAUUGGUUUCUGAUUAAAUCAAUCGAAAUUAAAAAAUUCAUUGGUAUAUUAUAGAAAUUGUCCGAAGUAAAUAAAUCAAUCGCACCUAUCUGUGUAUGGAUUUGGCCACGUUUUGCUUUUCAGAUAUUGAAAAAUGUUUGUGCACUAACACCCUUUAAUUAUAUUUGUGACUAACCUUCACACCCCACCAACCACCAAUAAAUAAAACCAUCAUCAACUAAAACAUUAUUCUUUCAGGACAAUCUAAUCAAGGCCAUAGAAAAAAUGGUAUCCGAAAUAUACAGAUACAAAAUGCAGUAUAUUAGUAGACUUCUAACAGUUAACGGAAGGUAGAAUGGUUGUACGGCGUUGGUAGUACAUUAUUUAGAAAACGGAACUGAUUGAAUACGUGAUAUUUAGGUGUUAUUUAGAAACAAACAGUACAUGUUUGUUCAAAUUAAACCGGUAACUCUAUUUGUCAUAACUAAAACAGUAGUACAAUCAUUUUAGAUUUAGCAUCACAUAUUACAUUUCUGUGUAUUUACUAAUUUGCGAUUGGCUUUAAUAGUUUAGUUCAUUACAUUUGUAGGAACGGGUAGGUUUUUAUUUCAUUUGCUUACAGACUCUGUUGAUGAUUAUGUUGUUGUUUAUAUACCUAGCUUCAGUAUACCAAUGGAUUCAAUUAAUGAAUGAGUAUCGUUUCUUGUGAGACGAUUAUUUACAUACAUAUUUUGAUUGCUUUUCCUGUAGUUGUUUAUAUUGUUUUGCCUUGCCAUUUAAGAUAUAUUUAUGUAUGUAUUUAUAGUAAGCUGGAAUUUAUAAUGUGUUUAGGCAUAUAUUAUACUUGUGAUAUUUGUUUUAAAUUAAAACGAUAAAAAUUU
Molecule: messenger RNA, 2655 nt
Organism: Aethina tumida (small hive beetle)
Lineage: Eukaryota; Metazoa; Arthropoda; Insecta; Coleoptera; Nitidulidae
Gene: Csp6
Exons: 2
Coding region: 164-1027 (287 amino acids)
Source: RefSeq, a predicted model, not a curated record